AAGACGGAUAGAGGUAAAAAGAAGUGAUCCAGAGGGAGAAUCUUGAGCUUGGAGAAGAAGAGAACACAAAUGGGUUCCUUGAGUGGUUUCUCUCUGCAACCCAAAACAGUGUUACCCAACACCAAAAUUGUUACCCAUAAUCUCUGCUACAAUCCACUCAAACCCCAAUUCCUCAAUCCUCACCAUAUUCAAAAGCCACCUUUUCCCCUAUUCAAAAUCAUCUCUUCUCACUCAAACACUCCCAGCCACUCCUGUAAACUCUCAAAUGUGUACUCUGCUCUCCAACCCCAGAAAAAGUUAUCAACUUUUUUGGUGGAAAAAGUAGUGGGUUUGGUUAUAGGGACAGUUUUCUUUGUUGGGUGUUUCAAUAUCAGAGCAGCUGUGGCACUACCAGCUCAAACAAGCAGUUCCAGUGAAAGUUUGGAGGAGAAGAGAGAGACCCAGAAGGGGAAAAGUGAGGAAGAAGAAAUGAAUGAGAGGAUUUUGGAGGAGGACCCAAGAAAUGUUGAGGCUUUGAAGGUGGUUGUGUACGGGAAAAUGAGGAGAGGGAAGACAAAGGAGGCUGUCAAGUAUGUGGAGAAGUUGAUUGAUGUCGAACCGGAUGAAGUCGAAUGGAGGCUGUUGCUGGCUCUUUGUUAUGAGAUCAUGGGGGAAUUGGGUACUGCUAAGAAGUUGUUUAAGGAAAUAUUGGAGAAGAGGCCUCUUUUGCUCAGAGCUUUGCAUGGUCUAGCACUGGUUAUGCACAAAAAGCGUGAAGGUCCAGCUGUUUUUGUGAUGCUUGACAAGGCUUUAGAAAUUGCACGUCGGGAAAAAAGAGUGAUUGAGGAGAGAAAUAUAAGAAUUCUGAUCGCACAGAUGCACGUUGUAAAGGGACAAUUGGAAGAAGGCUUGAAUAAAUUUCAGGAUCUUGUCAAUGAUGAUCCCCGAGAUUUUCGACCUUAUCUUUGCCAGGGAAUUAUCUACAGUCUACUGAAGAAAAAGAAGGAAGCUGCAGAACAGUUUGAAUUAUAUAGGGCUCUUGUGCCCGAAGAAGUUUCUCAGAAGGGAUUUCUUGACGAUGUUGUGUUGGCAGCCAAAACGAAACCUGGGGAACAGCUUCAGAGGGAGUUUGAUGCUGAGUUUUCAAGCCAGAAAGGAAACGCCACUGAAGACGUGUAGUAAAUAUGCAAUUUCAAGGGCAAAGGCAAGCAGUUGGCAUCUAUCAUGGGGAUAAUAUACAAACUAUGAGUUUCUAAAACAGGGCUGGAUUCAGGUGCAUUUUAUUGAUUUCAAGAUAGGAGCUCUUGCGUACGUUAUAAUUCUAUAUUCAGCUUGGAGUUUGUUCCAAGACCUGAAUUGUUGUCAUCUCAGAGGCUCAACUGACCUUGUCUUUUACCGGAAUAACUUCCUCUUGUGAAAUAGAAGUGGGUUUAGCAGCUUCCUUCUCUCUUUAUAUGCCAUCUUAUGAAACUUAUUUGUGUUAUCCACUUGAAACUGGGUCUUAAGAAUCAUCUCACUGUGCAGAACUAAGUGGUAAGAUCCAGGUCAGAUUUUCUCCUGUUAAAUUAAACACCUGGUCUGGAUUUCCUGUUUUGUGAAAACGUAUCAUUAGCAUGCAAGUCCUACGAUAGUUCUGUAAUCUAUUCAAUAAUGAUACCAUUUUGGCUACGAGGCCUUGUUUAGUGAAA
Messenger RNA from Rosa chinensis, 1667 nucleotides. Its product is annotated as protein SLOW GREEN 1, chloroplastic. The transcript has 5 exons. NCBI's taxonomy places the organism in Eukaryota, Viridiplantae, Streptophyta, Magnoliopsida, Rosales, Rosaceae. The coding region runs from base 70 to 1158 and encodes 362 amino acids. The record is from RefSeq and is a predicted model, not a curated record. Gene Ontology annotation, molecular function: protein binding.